Molecule: messenger RNA, 2231 nt
Organism: Erpetoichthys calabaricus (reedfish)
Lineage: Eukaryota; Metazoa; Chordata; Cladistia; Polypteriformes; Polypteridae
Product: sialic acid-binding Ig-like lectin 13
Exons: 11
Coding region: 156-1964 (602 amino acids)
Source: RefSeq, a predicted model, not a curated record
UCUUGCUCGCCUCCGUAUAGGCGGCAAUCGCCUUUUAAACUUCUGGUGACAAACACGUGAGUUUCCGCGGAUGUCGGACCAGCUCUGUGCGGCACUGGUGAUGGGACUCAUCCAUUCCUUGGCACAAAUGUGAGUCCAUCUCUGCGGUUUCCAUCAUGACAAGAAUGGUGCACCUCCAAGGACUGAUCAUUCAGAGUUUGAGUCUGAAAGUUCUCUAUUUCAGUAUCCUUUGCCAGGCGUGGGAAGUCCAAGAUAUCCCUGAAAGUGUCCGAGCCCUCAAAGGUUCCUGUGUGGUCAUCCCUUGCACAGUGUCGUAUCCCGGGUCACCAAAGCCAACGGAAAACCUGGUGGCAAUUUGGAAAAAAUCACCAGAGGAGGAAAUCUUUAACACGCAGAUUUCGAAUGACCGAAUGAAGCUGGUGGGUGACAUCGGCCAGAACAACUGCUCUCUGGAGAUCAAGGAUGUCCAGCCAAAGGACGGCGGCCCCCUGCACUUCAGAAUUGUUGUGCAUGGACUCGACAGUUACAGCUUUCUGAACAAAGUCGUGUCCGUGAAAGUUCAAGGCCUCCCAGACGAUCCUGACUUGAUAGUCUCAACCGAUCUGCAGGCGGGUGUCGCCGUUGUUGCCUUAUGCGUGGUAAAGCACACCUGCCCAACUCACCCCCCUAAAAUCACCUGGACUUACAACACGACCAAAAGCAAAGUCCAGCACUUGGCUGCCAAAGACGCUGAAUGGAAAUUGACAUCAUCCAUUACCCUCAUCCCAGAGGCAAGACAGCAUGGAGAGAAACUGACAUGCAAAGUUAAAUACUGGGGUGGGAUGCAAGUGGAGACAUCUGUCGUUCUGCAGGUCACGUAUAAACCAAUAAUUCUGAAAAAUACAACCUGUACCGCCAACAGCAGCUGGACAUCAUGUCAGUGUUUUGUGGACUGCAAUCCACCUGCCGACAUCAAAUGGCACUUUGCAAAUAACGACGUUCCCAGCAACAGCACAGAGCAGCGAGGAACCGUAACAGUGGGAACACUAGAGGGAGCUCUGCACGUGAGCAAAACGAUAAUUUGUUCGGCCACAAAUCCUUAUGGAACUGCCGAGCACACCAUCACCUUGCCUGUUAAAGAUAAACCAAUAAUCCUGAACAAUACCACAUGUAUCGGCAACAGCAGCGGGACAUUUUGUCGGUGUUUUGCGAAUUCCAGCCCGCCUGCCGACAUCGAAUGGCACUUUGCAGAUAAUAAAGUGCCCAGCAGCAGCAUUGAGCGGCAGGGAUCAGUGUCAGUGGGAACACUGGAGGGACCUCUGAAUGCCGGUGAAACAAUCCUGUGUGUGGCCACAAACAUUUAUGGAACUGUCAAAUGGCAGAUCACACUGCCUGUUAAAGAUAAACCAAUAAUUCUGAAUAACACCACAUGCAUCGCCAACAGCAGCUGGACAUUUUGUCAGUGUUUUGUGGAUUCAUACCCGGCUGCUGACAUCAAAUGGCACUUGUCAGAUAGCGAAGUGUCCAGCAGCAGCAUCGAGAGACAGGGGACCAUGUCAGUGGGAACACUCGAGGGAGCUCUGCAAGCUGGUGGAACAAUCCUUUGCACAGCCAGAAAUGACUAUGGAACUGUUAGUCGGCUCAUCAUAAUGCCUGUUAAAGGUGUCCAUUUGUCUCUCCUCGUAGCUGUGCCCCUCACUGCAGUGCUCCUAGUCACAGCUCUGGUGUUUACAUGUCACAAAGUGCGGACCUGCACAAACAGAAAUCCGAAGAACAAAUCUUCAAGACAUGACGGCAAGUUCUAUCCGAGUGAUGGCGCGCUGGACCCCCCACUAAAAAGCUAUACCCUGCAAGAACUCUCGGACAGAAACGUCUCAGAUGUCGAAGAUGAAGAUGAGGUCUCCUAUGAAAAUCUCAUGGAACAACCAGAAUAUGGGAACAUGUUUCAAGAUGAAAUUUAUGCAAAUCACCAGCGCUGCUCGUAAAAACUGACAAAGUGGAAUGGACACGAGUGACAUGAGGCAUCCCAAUGUGGCCUCUGGCGUGGUGUGGCUCUGCUACUCACUUGUGCAUGAAGUUCAAAAUUCAUUUGGCCUUUUAUAUUUGUUCUAAAAAGUUAUACUGAUUAUCUGUUCAUCAUUUAUUUACGUGUGUGACAAUUGAUUCCUGGUACAUCAAACCGGUGGUGCCACCUUAUAGGACGAAAAAUGUAACUUUGUGACAAGCACCCUCAUUAUAAAGGGUGCUUAAAC